This is a messenger RNA of Rhineura floridana, 5672 nucleotides long. RefSeq names its product 2-oxoglutarate and iron dependent oxygenase domain containing 1 (gene OGFOD1). The transcript is spliced from 13 exons. Gene Ontology annotation, cellular component: cytoplasm. Lineage: Eukaryota; Metazoa; Chordata; Lepidosauria; Squamata; Rhineuridae. Bases 85 to 1764 code for a protein of 559 amino acids. Gene Ontology annotation, molecular function: peptidyl-proline dioxygenase activity; L-ascorbic acid binding; iron ion binding. The record is from RefSeq and is a predicted model, not a curated record. Gene Ontology annotation, biological process: regulation of translational termination; peptidyl-proline hydroxylation.
GGAUUGGACAGCUAGGAUUUAGGCCCGCCUUUAGCGUAAGGCAUGAUGGGAGCCGUAGUUUGUCGUCGAGGGUUCGCGUGAGUGAUGAGUGGAAGGCGCAGCCGAGACCGGUCGGUGGUUGAGGGGGGUUCGCUUUCGUCCCUCGUCGGGGAAGCGGCUAAGAAGCGAGUCAAGCGAGAGGUGCGUGCAGACUUCUCCGCGCCCGUGAGGGAGCAGGCCCUGCGGGAGAAGGUAGCCGCGGCUUGGGCCUGCAAGAAGGCGCUCGACCACGGAAGCUGUUGUCUUGUUUUGUCUUCUCCAGAGGCCAUUGUGUUGGACCCUGUUCCCUUCCACCACUGUAUCAUCCCAAACUUCAUUCAAAAUGAGGGCUUUUUAGAAGGUCUGCAGAAGGAACUUUUGAGCCUGGAUUUCCACAAGAAGUGCAAUGACUUGUACAAAUUCAAGCAGUCUGAUGACCUGAAAAAGAGAAGGGAGCCUCACAUUGCCGCUUUAAGAAAAGUUCUCUUUGAAGAGUUCCGGUCUUGGCUUUCUGAUGUGGUCCAAGUAGAGCUGGAGCCAACCAUUGAUCUGUCCUGUGCUAAAUAUGAAUAUACAGAUACCUUGCUCUGUCAUGACGAUGAAUUAGAGGGGCGGCGAAUUGCUUUCAUCCUUUACCUUGUACCACCAUGGGAUAAAAGGGAUGGCGGCACCCUGGACCUGUUCAGCACAGAUGCAGAUAACUUCCAACCUUUGCAGAUUGUCAAGUCAUUGGUGCCUUCGUGGAACUCGCUCGCUUUCUUUGAAGUAUCACCAGUCUCCUUCCACCAGGUGGCUGAAGUUGUUUCCAAAGGGAAGUGUCGCUUGUCAGUGAGUGGCUGGUUUCAUGGCCCCUCAGUAGCAAGGCCGGCACGCCAUGUUGAGCCACUCCUCCCACGGAGCCCCCACAUCCCUUUUGAUCAUGAGAUUUUGUAUGAGUGGAUCAAUCCAGUAUAUCUGGACAUGGAUUCCCAGGCCCAGAUCCAGGAAGAGUUUGAGGAUCGGUCUGAGAGCUUGCUGAAGGAUUUUCUCAAGAGAGAGAAGUUCCAGCUCAUCUGUGAGGCACUGAAGAAGGAAGGACUCAGAUGGAGCAGCAGGGGCCCCCCUAACAAAAGGCACUAUGAGAGAGCCGAAGAGGAGAGCCUGCCGGCCAUCUUGAAGGAUUGCAUGGAGCUGUUCCGCUCAGAAGCCUUUUUCCUGCUGCUUUCCAACUUCACAGGCUUGAAGCUGCACUUCUUAGCUCCUGGGGAGGAAGAGGAUGAGAAGGAAGGGGAAGGAGGAACAGCUGGAGGAGGAGAUUCUUCCAUAUGUACACAAGGAGAGAGCAGCCGAGAGGAAACUACGCCCUCUCUACUGCCAGAGGAACAUGGGAGAAGCUCUGACAGUGAGGUCAGCCAAGAAAGUGGCUCAAGUAUCCCUCUGUGUUCCGGAGAGCUGAGGCAUUGGAAGAAAGGUUGCUACACUCUAGUGCACGAUGCCCAAACAACAGAGUUUGCCCUAGAUCUGCUCCUCUUCAGUGGGUGUGAAGAUUGGGAUGUGGAGUGUGGUGGCUUUACUUCAUACAUCGCAAAAGGUGAAGAUGAAGAGCUGCUGACAGUCAAUCCAGAGAUGAACUGUUUGGCCUUGGUUUACAGAGACCGAGAGACGCUGAAAUUUGUGAAGUACAUUAACCAUCGUAGCUUGAAGGAAACAGCUGCAGGGCCUGAGGAAACGGGAUUCUGGGACUUCUGCUUUGUGUACUAUGAAUGACUGUUGGUGCACAGGUGUGGUGGAGGAUCAGACCUCCUACUAAAAAGAUCAGCAGGGCCGCUUUUGUUAGAGGGCAAGAUCCUGUUACGCAGGCUUGUCGACCUCCUCCCAGCAGUCUUAUUCUGUGCCUUUAUCAAAUGUCCCACUGUGCCUUUUUAUGAAACUUGAAUGUGUUGUAGACCAUUUGUGGUCUCUUGACUCUGAACUGCUCUGGGCCACAGAGGUCAAGAGUGAGACCUUCAGAGUAGUGUUUGGGCUGAGGCAGGAUUUCAGCUCCGGCUUAUAGCGGAUUUUAUUGUAAGCUGCCCAGAGAUCCUUAUUAUUGGGCGGGAGGGGGUGUCUUAAAGUAAUUAUACCUAAGUAGCCUCAAAAAGGUGGCGUGGCAGGAUCAUCCCUAAGUUAUCUUAGUUCCCAUUUUUUCAACCCCAAAAUAGACCCUCUUCCUAAAAACAUUCCAAGAAUAGCCUGUCUUUGAGUAUCGUGUCAAAAUAGGUGUUCAGCAGAAGGAACAUCGUGAAGGAAGUGGAGGUGAGGAAGACAAUGGUAGGGGAAGACAAACUAAGAGUACCUGCUGUCUCCCAGCAUACCUUACCUGCCUGAUUACUGCUGACUGGAGACCAUGUUGGAUUGAAUAUUCUAGUGUUCCAUGGGAGAUGUGGAGCGAGCAGGUAUGUUGGUGCUUUCAUCACCCUGUAGGGUGAGUACCUGAUUUAAGCUAGGGAAAAACAUCCCUGGGAUUCAGUGUAUAAGGAUAGUGUUUUAUUUAUGACAGAAGCCCAAAAGACUCUCUGUUGCCCCAUGUGCAAGAUGGGAUGAGUUACACAUGGUUUUUGAUUGCAUCGUGUCAGCCUGUUUUUUGGGAGAGAAACUGAAGUCCUUUUAUGAUUAGUGGGCAGCUACAAGUAUGAGUGGGGUGUAGAUUGCUUCCAAAUGGGCCUGAGUCAGUUGGCUGUUGUGGAAGGCACUGUGGGGGGGGGCACAAGUUGCAGUUUUUUGUGUCCAGGGGCUGGUGGGGCAGUACGUUGCUGCUGCAGAAGGAGAAACAGGUGUGUACACAGUGUGCCCAUUCUAGGCCCUUCUAACAGUUGUGAUAUCCGAUUGCUCUACCCCUGAGCCCUCCACUCUGGCGGUGCUGUUGUGUAAUGGGUCAAUUCACAGGAAGUCUUUACUCAUUCAUUAGCUGAUAGAUGAGGGAGCUGACCUGGCAUGCAUUAUGGAGACCUGGCUGUGAAAGCAAUGCGUGUAUUGAUCUUACGCAGCUGGAUUCUCCUUGUAACAUUAACACAGGCUUGGGAGGGUGUCUUGCUGUCUGUUAGAGGGAUUCAGACCUCUCUCCCUUGGAGCAAGCUUGGAGGGUCUGCAGGUGGAGCACCGUCCACCCUGCUGCCCAGCAACCUCCCUGACCAAGGUAAGCUUGGAUGUGGUGCUGGAGGAGCCUAGAACAGUAGUCCUGAGCAACUUCAGUAAUCACGCUGAGGCCUCCUUGUGGGGCUUCCUCAAGUUGCCAUCAGCCCAGCACACGAGGAGGGAUAAACCCAGGGUCUGGUCUUUGUUCUAUGGUGGGUGGUCUGAAUGGGUUGAAUGAUCCUAUUGUCAUAAAUAAAUCUGCAAGCAGAAACCAUAAGGGAAACGCAGGGUUAAUAAAGGAGGAUCUCAAUUUCAUCUAAUUACUUGGUGUUUUAGAAUAUGCAUUUCAUUCCCUGUACCAUUACCUCAUCCUAAGAAACAGGAGCAGAGGCAAAGUUCUUAGCCAUUCUCUUAAUUGGUGGGAGGGAGGGAGACAUACUUUUACUCCUCCUGUAUCUGUUUACAGCUACAAGAACCUGUUGGCAAGUUUCGGUUCCUUCCAGAGGGCAGUAGCAAUGCAGCCAAACACUUUUUUUCCUAGACAAAGGGAGGAGGCUUGGCCAGUUGCUGCUGCUGUUGUAGAGUGUAGCCAUCAGAGGGAGUUGUUGCAUGUCAGGGCAGUGCACCUUGAAGGUACAUUUCAACAGAGCAAGGACUUGUCCUAGCACUGGGGCUGGUUAAAAAAGGGGGUGUCACAAUCAUGAAGUUGCAGUUUUAAAACAGAAUUUCAAACAGGCUGAAGUGUCAGGAUUUUGAUAAACAUGGGCCUUAGCAAAUGUAACAGUGGGCUCAUCCAUACAGCAGCUUAGUGUGCAUCUGGUGCUACUCGCAUCCCUUUCUGCAGCAAGUGGAAGCUGUACCACAGAUGUCCCCUUUAAAUCUGUAUCACCCCAAUCCAAUUAUAAUGUGGAAAGGAAAAACUGUCUCAGCAUUGCUGUGCUUCUCUGUGUAGGCAUUUUACUUUGAUGCUUUUUUAGUGGAUGGGCUCUUAUACCCUAUCACCUGCUCCCCCCCUCUCUGCCACCUGCAAAAGCUGCCUACUUUGCCUUUCACUCACUCCCCCUCUGAGUUUCAUAUAGUGUCAAUUGCACCCCAACUCUCCCUCACCAGAGGUGUGCAAUUGACAAGAAACAAUGAAACUUGACAAAAACUCUUCUCCAUUCACAAUACUGUAUAGAUAUCCUGAGGGAGGAAACAUGUAAAAUUGAGGACGCGGCCACAAGGAACACAGUGAUACUAAACAUUUCCAGAGGAGCACCUACUUGUGUGAAAGGAAAAUAGCAGAUAGGAAGUAGCAUUGAGCAGGAAGUGUGGACUUUGAAAAGCUAUUGCAGUGGUAAAAGCAGCUUCUUACGUACAAAGCUAGACUCCUGUGUGGAUAAGCCCUGGGUUUCAUUUAUAGAGGUGUCAAGAUAUACUUCAUUGUUUUCUUGCUGUAUACAAGGGUGGAUUGCGGAUCCUGAACAUGUAGAUUAACUACCAUUAUUUAAUCAUCGCGAAUAUCAUCUAAAAAAGACAGAUAAGAGGAAAGUGUUUAUUAAAGAUUACAGCCUCAAGUGCUGCACAACACUACUUGCUUUCAUCAAUAAAAAGUCAGUGUGGCUAUAUAAGCUUUGUGAAGUGAUAAUCUUCAUCCCUGUUCUAGGCUUUGGUCCUCUCUGGUAGAAUGUUUAUAAGAGAAUGAGCUGACUUGUUUCACUUCUCUCUCCUACUGCUGCCAUAGACUUCAGGUCCUGCUAACAGUUUGUCACAGUAAUUUUUCUAUACAGAAGCAUCACAGGCGCAUCCUAGUCUGCUGGGCUUCCUUUACCCAAGCAGGCAGUGGGGGCUGGUCUGUCAGCUGCUCCACCCCUUUGCCCAUCUGGCUGAGCUGCUGGCUUCUGACAAGGAUCAUCCCACUGCAGUCUCCAUCAAUCUUUUCUUUAAUAAAGAGGAAGUGACUCCUGCGCGCAUUAUUUUGAUAAGCACAUUGACAUCGUUGUUCUUAAUAGCAUCACGGCAAGCAGCAAUCACCUGUGUCUUGGGCCUACCAACUGGGGGUGAAAGAAAAAACAGUUGAAGACUGUUCUAUUGUAAGCAUUCAGCAGUACAUAAUGAGCUUUUUAACCUUAAACAAGAACAAAGUUUUUAGAAGGUUGGAUGGGCCUAAUAAUUUCCAAUGCAAAGGUCACAAUUCCCCGAAAGGUCUAUUCUCCAGUAGUGUGUCACAGUACAAGGCAUGGCCUUUGAGCUUGUUUCAAAAAGGGAGCUGCUACAAACGUGUGAUCGUGAGAGCACAAUGGGAAAUUUAUCACUAUAGAGCCAUUUUUCUCCUGUCAAAAACUGGGAAUCAGAAAUUGUUCCCCAUGCCACUUGAAAAAUCCACUUCUCAAAUUACAAAGGUACUGCAACAAGACGAAUCUCUUUUCAACCCAGCUUCUGCAGCACCGGUUGAUAUAAGGGAUGUGUUCAAGGACACAGUUAAUCCACUGUGGUUUUCUCAUACACAGCAGUGACAGCUUGUGCAGAAAGUUACCCACUGUUCCCCAUCUUGCUACUUCAUGGUUUUUCUAUAAAGUCUA